Molecule: messenger RNA, 975 nt
Organism: Xyrichtys novacula (pearly razorfish)
Lineage: Eukaryota; Metazoa; Chordata; Actinopteri; Labriformes; Labridae
Source: the annotation of a GenBank genome assembly
AUGGAAAACAAAACUUUGACUUCAGAUAUCAUCUUCAUCGAGGGGUUAAAGGUCAGCCCACAGUCCACUGUUCCUGCCUUCAUCCUCCUCCUCCUCAUCUACGUCUUCAUCAUGGUGUCCAACGUUGGCCUGGUGGUGCUGAUCUCCAUGGAGAGGAACCUCCAUGAGCCCAUGUACCUGCUCUUCUGUAACAUGAGUGUUAACGACGUGUUCGGGGCGACGACCAUCAUCCCUCGCCUGCUCAGUGACGCCUUCACUCCGAUCACCGAGCGCUACAUCUACUACAUCGACUGUGUGGUUCAGGCCUUCUCCGCUCACUUUCAUGCCGGCACUUCUCACGCCGUGCUCAUGGUCAUGGCGUUCGAUCGCUAUGUGGCCAUCUGCAACCCCCUCCGAUACGCCACCAUAAUGACCAAUAGGAUGGUGGUGAAGCUGUCGGCGGGGGCAUGGGUAGCCGCCUUCAUCGCUGUUGCAAUUCUCCUUGGUCUGACAAUCCGUCUGAGUCGCUGCAGGAAGAUUAUACUCAACCCGUUCUGUGAUAAUGCCUCUUUGUUCAAGCUCUCCUGUGACAACCUCCUCUUCAACCACAUCUACGGCCUGGGCAGCGCCGUGGUCAUCCUGGGCUCCUCCCUGGGCAGCAUCACGCUCACCUACCUGAGGAUUGCCAUGGUGUGUUUGAGCAAUAAGAAUAAGGUGCUGAACAGCAGAGCGCUGCAGACCUGUGCCACACACCUGGCUGUGUACAUCAUCAUGCUGGUGGCGUCUUUCACCCCCAUGAUCAUCCACCGUAACCCUCAGUGGGCCGACAGCGGGAAGGUGUCAUCCGUCCUGUUCCACGUGGUUCCCCCAGUCCUGAACCCCCUCAUUUAUGGACUGCAGUGCAAAGAACUCAGACACAAGAUCUUUGGUGUGUUCUAUAAGAACAAAGUCAUGGACGCUAAAGGUGCCAUGCGGGUCCAAAGUCUUCAUAAAUAA